Phragmites australis (common reed) is the source of this 2071-nucleotide messenger RNA. Its product is annotated as D-3-phosphoglycerate dehydrogenase 3, chloroplastic-like. The transcript has 5 exons. Gene Ontology annotation, biological process: L-serine biosynthetic process. The coding region runs from base 50 to 1879 and encodes 609 amino acids. Gene Ontology annotation, molecular function: phosphoglycerate dehydrogenase activity; NAD binding. NCBI's taxonomy places the organism in Eukaryota, Viridiplantae, Streptophyta, Magnoliopsida, Poales, Poaceae. The record is from RefSeq and is a predicted model, not a curated record.
CACUCCCCCCCCCCCCCCCCCACCCACCACACACACACUACACAAACCCAUGGCCUUGGUGACGCUGCUUCGCCACCUGCUCCCGGCGGCAGCCGCGCCGGCCAGGCCUCCCGACCCCGUCGGGGCUUCCCUGACGACCCACCGCGCCCUCCCGCUCCGCCGGGGCAGCCUCCGCCUGAAUCUCUCCGCGGCGCCGUCCCCGUCCCCUGCGGCCAGGGCCGUGGCGGCGGCGGCGGCGGCGGGAGGGAGGCCGACAGUGCUGGUCACGGAGAAGUUGGGCCCCGCGGGGCUGGACCUGCUGCGUGCGUUCGCGAACGUGGACUGCGCGUACGAGCUCACGGCGGAGGACCUCCGCGCUAAGGUGUCGCUCGUGGACGCGCUGGUGGUGCGCAGCGCGACGCGCGUCACGCGGGAGGUGUUCGAGGCGGCGCGGGGACGGCUGCGCGUCGUCGGCCGGGCCGGGGUUGGGAUUGACAACGUCGACCUCCAGGCCGCCACCGAGGCCGGGUGCCUCGUCGUCAACGCGCCCACGGCCAACACGGUUGCCGCGGCCGAGCACGCCAUCGCGCUCCUCGCCGCCAUGGCACGCAAUGUCGCGCAGGCCGACGCCUCGCUCAAGGCCGGCAAAUGGCAACGCAACAAAUUUGUUGGUGUUUCCUUGGUGGGGAAGACACUAGCUGUUAUGGGCUUUGGAAAGGUUGGCUCGGAAGUAGCUCGACGUGCAAAAGGACUUGGGAUGGAUAUCAUUGCUCAUGACCCAUAUGCUCCUGUUGAUAGAGCCCGGGCAAUUGGUGUAGAUCUUGUAUCAUUUGAUGAGGCCAUCUCUACAGCAGACUUCAUAUCACUGCAUAUGCCUCUUACUCCAUCAACUUCAAAGCUUUUCAAUGAUGAAACUUUUGCAAAAAUGAGAAAGGGUGUUAAGAUUGUCAAUGUUGCAAGGGGUGGAGUAGUUGAUGAAGAAGCAUUGCUGAGAGCACUCGACAACGGAACAGUUGCACAGGCUGCACUUGAUGUAUUUACUGAGGAGCCACCGCCGAAAGACAGCAAGUUAGUGCACCAUGAAAAUGUCACUGUCACACCGCACCUUGGAGCUAGCACAACAGAAGCGCAGGAAGGUGUAGCCCUUGAAAUUGCAGAGGCUGUUAUCGGUGCACUGAGAGGAGAUCUGGCUGCUACUGCUGUAAACGCCCCAAUGGUCCCUGCUGAGGUUUUGUCAGAGUUAUCUCACUAUGUUGUCCUUGCUGAGAAAUUGGGCCGACUUGUUGUGCAACUCGUAGCUGGUGGGAGUGGGGUUAAGGGAGUCAAGGUUGUCUACUCAUCAGCUAGAGACCCAGAUGACUUGGACACAAGAAUUCUUCGUGCCAUGGUCACCAAAGGCAUUAUUGAACCUAUUUCAAGUGCAUUCGUUAACAUUGUCAAUGCGGACUAUGUCGCCAAGCAAAGAGGCCUCCGCAUCGUUGAGGAGAGAAUUUUCCUUGAUGGUUCACCAGAAAUACCUCUAGACUCUAUCCAGGUCCACCUUGCCAAUGUAGAAUCCAAGUUUGCUGGUGCCUUAUCUGAUGCAGGUGACAUCAGAGUGGAGGGCAAAGUUAAGGAUGGCGUGCCACAUCUUACACUUGUUGGGUCCUUCAAUGUCGAUGUUAGUCUUGAGGGGAACCUAAUAUUAUGCCGCCAAGUUGACCAGCCGGGCAUAAUUGGGAAAGUGGGAUCAGUUUUGGGAAAGAUGAAUGUAAAUGUGAGCUUUAUGAGCGUUGGAAGGACUGCUCCAGGAAAGCAGGCGAUAAUGGCAAUUGGAGUUGAUGAGGAGCCUGAGAAGGAAGCUCUCAAGAUGAUCGGUGACAUACCGUCUGUUGUGGAGUUUGUCUUUCUUAAGCUUUAGAGGUAGUAGGUAGAUACCCAUAAUAACAUGAGUUCUCUGUUAUAUUAGUAUGAGAUUGGUUUUUCCAAGCUUUUAGUUGCUAGUUUGGGAUAGAAUGACAUUUUUUUUCUGUGUCCUUUGGGACACGGCACUCGUAGAUAUAUAUCAAGAAAAAAAACCCAAUGUUUUCUCUGGGGCCUGCUGUUCUGCUAA